Molecule: messenger RNA, 1663 nt
Organism: Arvicola amphibius (Eurasian water vole)
Lineage: Eukaryota; Metazoa; Chordata; Mammalia; Rodentia; Cricetidae
Gene: C3H3orf62
Product: chromosome 3 C3orf62 homolog
Exons: 3
Coding region: 710-1462 (250 amino acids)
Source: RefSeq, a predicted model, not a curated record
UUUAAGCCCAGCCCUGUCUGGGAGGCAGAAGCAGGUGAAUCUGAGUUCAAGGCCAGCCUGGUCUAUGGAGCAAAUUUCCUGGACAGCCAGGGCUAAGCAGAGAAACCAUCUUGGAAACCACCCCGCACCACCCCACUCCCCACCCCCCACCCCCCGGAAAAAAAAAGUUUUCAGUAACAGAUAUCUUCGGACUGGAUUCUUUCCCUUAUCCCAGUGGCGCUACACCUUAUUCUUCGCCUGCUAAUUGGUCACUUCUCUAGGCCUUUGUUGCCCCUUGUGGUCAUGUGAGUUUUGACCGACCUUUAACCUAGUACGUGGGGGGUUGGGAGGCGCGUCUUGGCACGUGAGCGCAGUGUCGGUUGGGCACUCUUGUGCGGCCACGGCUGGGUGAGGACGCAGUAGGGGCCCCUUCCGGCCUAGAUUGGCCAUAGUUUGGGGACCCAGACAACUGGGUCGCAGUGGGGGGCGGCCGUGGGAAAGGCCCAGCGGCAACAAGCUAAGGAAGCUCUUGGGGGUUAAGCGGGGUGUAUCGGGCCUUUCCCUGCCAUCUGGGGUCCUGAGAAUGGUGGGCAAUAAUCCCCUCUCAGAGGAAAAGAAGGAUGAUGUGGUGUAAGCGUAAAUCAAACUUGAAAUCCAGGUAGAAUCUCAGCCUCUUGUAUAGCAUUAUCGCGUUGCUCUGUGCAUUUCCGAUUAUUAAAUAAUAAAAGGCAUGGUCGCUUUUAGGGAAAUGUCUGAGAAACUACGAAGAUGCAGAAAGGAGCUGACUGCAGCCAUAGACCGAGCCUUUGAAGGAGUCAGGCAUUCCCAGGAGUGCACAGGCCCGCAGAGGCUGGAUGCCCCAUCGCUCGCCUCCCUGCCCGUGCACAGGCUGUUCUGCCGAAACCCACUGGCAGCUUGCCCCUCUGCUGCCCCCUGCGCUGGUGCCUCGUGUGCUCCUGAGAAUGAGAACCCUGUCUUUGCACCACAUCAUGUCCCAGUUAAUGCAAAGCCCCUUCCUUUAUACCCCAAAAGAAAACCUCUGACCAGCAAGGAAAAUGUCUUGAUGCACUCUUCCAUUUUGGCACGUGAAAAACAGUUUUGGAGAGCUGCAGGAGAUGGGGAAAACUGGAGAAAAGAAAGUUUAAGGAAGGAUGACUCAAAUAUGCUGCUCAGCAGUUCUAGCCAAGAGGUCACAAAGGACCUGCUGGAUAUGAUUGACCAUACGAGUAUCCGAACUAUUGAAGAACUGGCUGGAAAACUAGAAUUUGAAAACGAAUUGAACCGUGUGUGUGGACGCUGCCAAGAUUCACCCCUUAAGGAGGAGGCCUGGGCCCUGCUUGUGGAUGAGAGCCCUCGGAAGUCUUUGGAUGCCGACCCUGGGAGCCUCAAGCAGGCUUUUGAUGACCAGAAUAUUGUUGAGACCGUUCUGGACUUGGAGGAGGAUUACAACCUGAUGACCUCUUUUAAAUACCAAAUAGAGUAAGGUUAUCAGCAGCCAGUUGUGACUCUUGACAAGGGGUUAGCAGAGCCUGAAUCACCACAUACUGUUAACUCCUGCUGAAUCCCAUUGUGAGCUGAGUCUGGGCUUUAAUAUUCUGUCAUUUUGAAAUGUUUGGAGUUUUUUUGACUUGACAUUUUUUAGUGUGUUUUUGAUUGGUGUUCAAUAUACACAAUGCCCUUGGUA